AUGGGCAUCUUUGGACGUCUCAGGGCCAGUCCUUACACGAUUCCCACCCUCAAAGCACUCUCGUGGGUACCCGUAGUUUUAUUUGUGCUUGAAAAUGGUGUCAGUCCAUCAAAGGUGGAAGGCCGCUCUAUGCAGCCUACAUUAAAUCCAGAUAGUAACCAAAUGAAACGAGACAUAGUUUUAUUGAAUAAAUGGUCUGCAACAUCCCAUUCAUUCCAACGAGGACAAGUAGUGGUGCUCACAUCUCCUACUAACCCGAAGCGACAAAUUACAAAACGUAUCAUUGCUCUUCAAGGGGACACUGUAAAACUACGCCAGGGCACUGAAAAAGUAUAUGUGCCAAAGGGACACUGUUGGGUAGAAGGAGAUGAAGGGUUCCACUCAAAUGACAGUAAUCUAUUUGGCCCAGUACCUAUCUCACUCAUAAGCUCUAUCGUUACUCACGUUAUCUGGCCUCCGUCUCGCUUUGGCCCUGUCGAAGUAAAUGGGAUCGAGAGCAAGAGAGUUACUCUGGGAUUUAUCCCUCCUGAUAGUGAUGAUGAUUACUGCUGGUAG
This is a messenger RNA of Phycomyces blakesleeanus NRRL 1555(-), 555 nucleotides long. RefSeq lists its product as hypothetical. Bases 1 to 555 code for a protein of 184 amino acids. The transcript has 5 exons. Gene Ontology annotation, molecular function: serine-type endopeptidase activity. Lineage: Eukaryota; Fungi; Mucoromycota; Mucoromycetes; Mucorales; Phycomycetaceae. Gene Ontology annotation, biological process: mitochondrial respiratory chain complex assembly. Gene Ontology annotation, cellular component: mitochondrial inner membrane peptidase complex; membrane. The record is from RefSeq and is a predicted model, not a curated record.